GGUAUGCCAGAAGCAUGGGCUCGACUUUUAAUAACAUCCAAUAUAAGCAAACAAGAACAAAAAAAGAAUCCACAAGCUGUUCUUGAUGUGCUUAAUUGGUUUGAUAACUCUAGUAAACAAUCUAAAACUUCCAAGUAUAUGACUACAGCCACAAAUAUUGUUCAAAAUAGUACCCCUCCUACUGAAGUAUUAGUGCGUGGUGCACACAGUGGAGGCAGUUCAUCAUACUCUGGUGUCAGUAGCAGCCAACCUUCUUCUUCGACAGGUAGUACUAGUCCCUCACUGACCACAACUCCCACAACAGAUGAACAAACAUCUCCUCCACCACCUGUAUCUGUACGUCCUGAGCGUACAAAAUCUGUGUAUACUAAACCAAUAGAAGAAGAUGAGCCUAGAUCCAUCAUCCAAGAAGAACCUAAAGUAGUUUCACCGGUUCCACUUCACCGGCCUAGUCAAACUAAUGGAACUGUACCAGUAUUGGAUAAAAAUAAAAAUAACACUACUGCUACUAGUCGUAAAAAAGUGGCUGAUAAUGAAAUAUUAGAACAACUAAAAACAAUAGUAACAGUUGGUGAUCCAAAUAGAAAAUAUACCAAGAUGGAAAAAAUUGGGCAAGGAGCUUCUGGUACAGUAUAUACUGCUAUUGAAACGUCAACUGGUAUGGAAGUGGCUAUAAAACAAAUGAAUUUAGGUCAACAACCAAAGAAAGAGCUUAUUAUCAAUGAAAUACUAGUCAUGCGAGAAAAUAAACAUGCAAAUGUUGUGAACUAUUUAGAUAGUUAUUUAGUUCAAGAUGAACUUUGGGUUGUAAUGGAAUAUUUACCUGGCGGUAGCUUAACAGAUGUUGUAACAGAAACUUGUAUGGACGAAGGUCAAAUAGCGUCUGUAUGCCGCGAAGUACUUCAAGCCCUUCAGUUUUUACAUUUCAACCAAGUUAUACACAGAGACAUUAAGUCUGAUAACAUUUUACUUGGAUUAGAUGGUAGUGUCAAGUUAACUGAUUUCGGAUUUUGUGCUCAAAUUUCACCUGAGCAAUCCAAAAGAACUACAAUGGUCGGUACACCAUAUUGGAUGGCACCAGAAGUAGUUACACGUAAACAGUAUGGUCCUAAGGUAGACAUAUGGUCAUUAGGUAUAAUGGCUAUUGAAAUGAUUGAAGGUGAACCACCGUAUUUGAAUGAAAAUCCUUUAAGGGCAUUGUAUUUAAUUGCAACCAAUGGAAAACCAGAGAUCAAAGAAAAAGAAAAAUUAUCUCCAAUUUUUCAAGACUUUUUAGAUCAGUGCCUUGAAGUUGAGGUUGAAGAUCGUGCAUCAGCCUCUGAACUUUUAAAACACCCAUUUUUGAAGCUUUCCAGACCUUUAGCCAGUCUAACUCCUUUGAUAAUGGCUGCUAAACAAGCUGCAAAAGGUCAUUGAAACGUAAUGUCAAAUAUUAACGGUCUUUCUUUGGUUCAAAUCCAGCCAUAUUAUUUUAUGAAACUUUGUCAACUAUAAAUUGUAUUGAUGAUUGUUUUAUUAUUUUAUACUUAUGUAACAUUAAUUAACAAUUAUUAUUAGUUAUGAUCAGAAAUAAUGUUUCAAUACAUUCUAUUUUUUACAUAUCUUCAGCCUGUGGUGCUUUAUCUUCUUCUUCUCUUUCUAAAAACAUUUUGAACAUGUAUUAUUGUACAGUAAUUUUUUGUUAUUUGGUAAUUUAAUUAACGUUUCAGACUAUGUUAAAUCACCAUUAUUUCUGACAUAAUAAAUAAUAUGUAUAAAAGUGUUUAAACACACUUUGGUACAUAAGCAUUUUAUUUAUUUUAUUUUAGGUA
Messenger RNA from Diuraphis noxia (Russian wheat aphid), 1811 nucleotides. It is a transcript of the gene Pak, whose product is annotated as serine/threonine-protein kinase PAK 3-like protein. Gene Ontology annotation, biological process: protein phosphorylation. The record is from RefSeq and is a predicted model, not a curated record. Gene Ontology annotation, molecular function: ATP binding; protein serine/threonine kinase activity. NCBI's taxonomy places the organism in Eukaryota, Metazoa, Arthropoda, Insecta, Hemiptera, Aphididae.